CACUAGCACACCCACACACAAAUAAACCCGGAUUAAAACGCAAUCAUGCAUGCGCCACGAUCAGAUCACAUUCUCAAGAACACAAAUAAGAUAAUAGCAUCAUGGCUAUGUGAGCUUAGAGAGAGAAUAAUGCAGAGCCAGAGAGACAGAGAGAGGUAGGUGAUUGAUAAUAAGAAAGAAGGGAAGAAGAACACAGGUCUAACCGGAGGAGGGCAAGAGAAGAUGGUGGUGAUGAUGAUGCAGAAGAGCUCCCUGGACCUGGUGCUUGUGCCAUGUGGUCUGGUGAUCAUGUUCGGCUACCACCUCAUCCUCCUCUACCGGAUUCUCCGCCGCCCCGCCGCCACCGUCAUCGGCUACGAGAACCACAACAAGCUGGCAUGGGUCCGCCGCAUGGUGCAGGCGAGCCCGGACGAGACGGGGCUGGCACUGAGCGUCAUCUCCAGCAACAUCUCGGCGUCGACGAACCUGGCGUCGCUGUGCAUCGCGCUGGGCUCGCUCAUCGGGGCCUGGGUGAGCAGCACCUCCAAGGUUUUCAUGACGGAGCUCGUCUACGGCGACCGCACCCAGGCGACGGCCACCGUGAAGUACAUCUCCCUUCUCGUCUGCUUCCUCGUCUCCUUCACUUGCUUCAUCCACUCUGCAAGGUACUAUGUCCAAGCCAGCUUCCUAAUAACCACGCUGGAUUCUGAUGUCCCGGCAAGCUACAUCCAGCAUGCUGUGAUCCGAGGAGGCAACUUCUGGUCAAUGGGGCUCCGUGCACUCUACUUCGCGACAACGCUGCUGAUGUGGAUCUUCGGGCCAAUACCAAUGUUCACCUGCUCGGUGUUGAUGGUGUUCAUCCUGCACCUGCUGGACAGCAAUUCCCUGCCAUUGCACAACCAUCAGUUCACAAUUAGAAAACGGCAUGAUCAGAGAGCUCUGGCAUCUACAGUGGUUACAAGGCACCCCAGCCCUCAGAAUCCGAUUCUCAGUAACCCGGUCUUGUCUCCUGUAACUUUUUCAAUAAAUUAAUAGAUAUGUUUGCUGCAAAGCUUGGAGGUUUGUAUGGAGUAACAUUACAUGAGAAUAUGAGAUUCAGGUACAAAAUUUUCAUCAGAAA
Oryza sativa Japonica Group (Japanese rice) is the source of this 1099-nucleotide messenger RNA. RefSeq lists its product as uncharacterized. NCBI's taxonomy places the organism in Eukaryota, Viridiplantae, Streptophyta, Magnoliopsida, Poales, Poaceae. The record is from RefSeq and is a predicted model, not a curated record.